CACCAAUAAAGAAGACACGUUUUUCAAGACAAAGAUUUUCAUUAUACUGUUUCCCGGCACUGCAAAUACGAUUACAUCAUGGCUUUCACAUUCUUAUUUUCACUGGUGCAAACUCUGAUUCUACUAGCAUCCUGUUUGUAUUUUGUCUACAAAGUGGUUGUCCAUCGUCGAUAUAAUUUACCACCUGGUCCACAAGGAUGGCCUUUGAUUGGGUCAGUGCUGCAAUGUUGUGAACACACAUAUUUGACGUUCCACAAAUGGAGUCAAACUUAUGAUGACGUAUUCAGUGUAAGGCUUGGGGUACAGUUAGUGGUUGUACUCAAUAGCUACGAUGCGAUAAGAGACGCGUUUCUGCAUUCAUCAACAAAAGUUGCAGACCGUCCAAAGCAGUGGAUAAUCAGCAGAGCAACAAAUCAGAAAGGUGUGGCCACUCCAUGGAACGACUGGAAAGUUACACGUAAACAUAUGAUCAAGACAUUAAAUGAAUAUGUUGUGAAAAAUAAAGGAAUGGAAAAGAUUCUGAAGACAGAAUGCGAUGUUUUAGAGAAGUACAUCUCUAAUGCUGCAGGAAAACCAAUAUAUCCAAAAGAUGCCAUCUAUAUAGCAAUUGGUAACGUUUUCUGUUCCCUGGUGUUCAGUAAAAGGUUUGAAUACAGUAAUGAUGAUUUCAAAACACUUUUGGCGAAGGUGUCUAAAAAAGCCGCGUCCAAUACUGAUUUAUUAACAUUUCUACCAUUAUUUUGGUAUAUUCCUACAACCAAGAAACGCUUAUUUCUCUCAGUUGAAGCGGAAGUGUCAUCACUUAUCGAAGCCAUUAUUACCGAGCGUCGCCAACAGUUGCUGGACAGAGAACCAGAAAAUAUUAUCGAUUCAUUCCUUAUUAACCCAGGUAACACCACCAACUUAGUUGAAGCAGCAAAAAGUAUGUUCAUGCCAGGGAUAAAUUCAACAUCCAGUACAUUGUUGUGGGGAAUACUCUAUCUCGCGUUGAACCCGGAGAUUCAGGAGAAGUGUUACUCGGAAAUAGUGGAAGUGGUAGCACAGUGA
Saccoglossus kowalevskii is the source of this 1047-nucleotide messenger RNA. Its product is annotated as cytochrome P450 2J4-like. NCBI's taxonomy places the organism in Eukaryota, Metazoa, Hemichordata, Enteropneusta, Harrimaniidae. Gene Ontology annotation, cellular component: cytoplasm; intracellular membrane-bounded organelle. The record is from RefSeq and is a predicted model, not a curated record. Gene Ontology annotation, biological process: xenobiotic metabolic process. Gene Ontology annotation, molecular function: iron ion binding; oxidoreductase activity, acting on paired donors, with incorporation or reduction of molecular oxygen, reduced flavin or flavoprotein as one donor, and incorporation of one atom of oxygen; steroid hydroxylase activity.